AUGCGCUACAUCAUCCGAGACGACAAGGCUGCUGUCGGCAAAUACGUCGGCGAGUACGUAGCCAAGCGCAUCAACGCGCACUUUGAAGUCACCGACCGACCCUUCGUACUCGGCUGCCCAACCGGCUCGUCGCCGCUCGACACCUACAAGACCCUCAUUCAGAUUCACCGCGAAGGUCGCGUCUCUUUCAAAAACGUCAUCACCUUCAACAUGGACGAGUACGUCGCACUCCCAAAAUCGCAUCCCGAGUCCUACCACUCCUUCAUGUGGAACAACUUUUUCAGCCACAUCGACAUCCAGCCUCAAAACGUCCACAUCCUCAACGGAAACGCGCCCGAUCUCGUCGAAGAGUGCAACCAGUACGAAGCCAAGAUUCAAGCUGUAGGCGGUAUCGAUCUCUUCAUGGCAGGUGUCGGCUCGGAUGGUCACAUUGCGUUCAACGAGCCGGGCUCGUCGCUUGCUUCCAGGACGAGGAUCAAGACGCUCGCUUAUGAUACGGUGUUGGACAACUCGAGGUUCUUCGAAAACGACCCGCUCAAGGUCCCCAGGAUGGCACUGACGGUGGGAGUCCAGACCGUGAUGGACGCAAGGGAGAUCUUGGUGAUCAUCGUGGGUCAGCACAAGGCUCAUGCCCUGGCAAAGUGUGUGGAGGAGGGUGUUAACCACAUGAACACUGUCUCGUGCAUUCAGUUGCACCCAAAUGCGCUGCUGGUCUCGGACGAGGACGCCACCUCGGAGCUGCGCGUCAGGACCGUCAGAUACUUCAAGGGAAUCGAGAGGGCGCAGGAGGAGAUCGAGAAACUCUACGGAUUGCACGGUCACAAAAAGACGGCUUCGAACGGUGGUAGCCCCGUCGUCAGCAGUAACAUUGCUUGA
Messenger RNA from Pseudozyma hubeiensis SY62, 876 nucleotides. RefSeq lists its product as hypothetical. Bases 1 to 876 code for a protein of 291 amino acids. The transcript is spliced from 2 exons. Gene Ontology annotation, biological process: carbohydrate metabolic process; N-acetylglucosamine catabolic process; N-acetylneuraminate catabolic process. The record is from RefSeq and is a predicted model, not a curated record. Lineage: Eukaryota; Fungi; Basidiomycota; Ustilaginomycetes; Ustilaginales; Ustilaginaceae. Gene Ontology annotation, cellular component: cytoplasm. Gene Ontology annotation, molecular function: identical protein binding; glucosamine-6-phosphate deaminase activity.